AUGAUAUUAUUAUAUUUAAUUGCAUUUUAUAUAUUUAUUUUUAAUUCAAUUAAUUCAUUGUUAGAAAAUGAUUUUUAUAAUAAUAGAAAUAAACGAGCUAUAUUAAAAUACAAUAAAUAUAAAUGGACCAAAUUACCAAUUAAAUAUUAUAUUAAACCAGGCUUACAAAGAGAUAACAUUUAUUAUGUGAUAAAAAAUUUUAUGUCAGAAACUUGUUUAACAUUUAUAGAAGAUAAAAAUUUUAAAAGUGAAGGUUUAAUAUUUGUUAAUAGCAGUAAAAGUUCAACAAAACUUGGUAAAAUAUCAACACGACGUCCUCAUUAUAUUUAUUUAACAAUAAUGGAUAACUUUAAGUCAAAUUUAAUUGAAACACUAAUAUUUCGUGCUUUAGGAGUAGACUAUGAAUUCAAUAGACCUGAUAGAAAUAAAUAUAUAAGAAUACAUAAAAAAUAUUUAAAUCGAGAAUAUAAACAUAAUCUUGAUACAAUACGUAAAAAAAAUGUUUUUACUUAUAAUCUUCAUUAUGAUUUUAAGUCAAAAAUGCAACUUUCAAAUAAUCAAGUAGCAUUUCAAAAUAAAACAGUUUUUGAAUCUAUUAAAAAAAUCUAUCAAAAUACAUUAGAGUUUCGUUCAUAUCCUUCAUUUAAUGAUUUUAAACUUGUAAAUUUUCAUUACUGUAAAAAAACAUGCAACAAAAAUGAAUUAAAAAGUGAAUGUAAAAAUUAUGGAUAUCAAAAUCCAAAAGACUGUUCUCAAUGUAAAUGUCCAUCAUUUUUCAAAGGAAUGUAUUGUGAAAAUUUUAAAAAUAUUAGUAAAGGUAAUUGUGAAACAACUGAAUUACUUGCAAAAUCAUAUUAUAAAACUUUAAAAUUCAGAAGUCAUAGUAUAUGUUCUUAUAUAAUAAAGGCUAGUGUUGGGAAAAAAAUUCAAAUAAAACUACCAAAUGGAACAUUGGGAAAUCCAUAUUUAUGUAGCUUUGAUUUAAAUCUUGAAAUUAUUCUUACAAAAGAUAAAUCUAUUUCUGGUGCAAUAUUUUGCGAUAAGGUUAAGAAAACAAUUAUUAAAUCUGAAGAUAAUAUUAUUUUUGUAAAGUGGAAAUAUUCUAGACAUAAUGUUACUUAUUCUUUACAAUAUAAACAAAUAAAACGAUAA
Strongyloides ratti is the source of this 1152-nucleotide messenger RNA. RefSeq names its product Astacin-like metalloendopeptidase. Gene Ontology annotation, molecular function: metalloendopeptidase activity. The transcript is spliced from 2 exons. The coding region runs from base 1 to 1152 and encodes 383 amino acids. Gene Ontology annotation, biological process: proteolysis. The record is from RefSeq and is a predicted model, not a curated record. NCBI's taxonomy places the organism in Eukaryota, Metazoa, Nematoda, Chromadorea, Rhabditida, Strongyloididae.